Tilletiaria anomala UBC 951 is the source of this 909-nucleotide messenger RNA. RefSeq lists its product as uncharacterized. Lineage: Eukaryota; Fungi; Basidiomycota; Exobasidiomycetes; Georgefischeriales; Tilletiariaceae. The record is from RefSeq and is a predicted model, not a curated record. The transcript has 2 exons. The coding region runs from base 210 to 770 and encodes 186 amino acids.
UCAUUGAUGACUUUGUGUACUGGGCACGAGACGAGAUCGCGGCCGGCCGCGGGCCGAAUGCGAUGGAGGAGGAUUGAGCGUGUCGUGUGAGCUUUUGCGGUGAUGCACAAGCAUGGGGUCGGCGGCAAUGGGAACCGGACAGGGUGAUUUUAAGCUACCGCCGGGUGGAGCCGGUCAAGGUGCUAUUCGCAUGUAUCCGAGAUCCAACCAUGCUCUCUUACAAUACAUGCCACAUUCGACGCGAAGUGAUUCUCAAGGCGAUUCUGCGACUGAUACAAUCACGAGAAGUAACCUGGCAAUAUGGAUUUGGUUCAAUGCAUUGGCACGUGACGGAUAGGAACACACAGCCCCGGUGCCACAUACAUUUGGCACAAAGGCUUUCGUUGCCGCCAGCUACGCGUCGGCACUCCUGUCGCUGUCUCGCGGCAUCUGGCCGGCCAUCUGGCACACUGCUCCUGUGCCUACAUGUAACACCUCUCGCAGCUUGCUCUCCCAAGAACCAACUCAUUAGCUCCCUGCCUUGGCCAUCAUCAAUACUAUUCAACCUCCCCCGGCUUCUCUACACCCCCUUCACCUCACGCCUUCCUUCACGACCCUCCUCGGCCUCUCUCUCCCUCGUUCCCCUUUCCGUCCCCUGCCGGCUCCACCCUGCUUCUCGUGUGUGUCGUCACGAGGGGAGGCAGAGCCGCUCCCUCUCCCGAACGCGCAAUCGUCACUCCUCUACUCUCAAUUCUCGUACGCCUAACGUCAGUUCUAACAUCCAAGAGUAGAUGGUGGGAUAGCGGCUCGCUGGCGAGCAGCUCUUCGACCACGACCUCCGAAAUAUAUCCGUCUUCAGGCUUUGAAACUCACGCACUUUCAUUGGGCGAUCGGAUUCGCGCUCACGCUUUGCACGCCACUGGCACGGGG